Messenger RNA from Colletotrichum spaethianum, 5598 nucleotides. RefSeq names its product chitin synthase 8. The record is from RefSeq and is a predicted model, not a curated record. NCBI's taxonomy places the organism in Eukaryota, Fungi, Ascomycota, Sordariomycetes, Glomerellales, Glomerellaceae. Bases 1 to 5598 code for a protein of 1865 amino acids. The transcript is spliced from 3 exons. Gene Ontology annotation, cellular component: cell periphery; myosin complex; cell septum. Gene Ontology annotation, molecular function: chitin synthase activity; cytoskeletal motor activity; ATP binding.
AUGGCGAUGAACCUGCCACCUAUCGGUGGAAACGGCGGGGGCGCCCAUACUCAACCUUCUCUACCCUCGUUACCCGCACAUUCACAAUCAGACACGCAGUUGACGGCACAUCUGGCAAGUCGCUUUCAUGUGUCUUUGCCAACUGCUCGCCUCUCAUCCCACGCCCUCAUCUCGCUCAACACGUACACAUCUUCCUCCAAGGGCCCCGAUGGCGGCAAGGAGGGAAGCGCCAUGGGCGGCGCCGAGGAUAUCGCAGACCGGGCUUGGAUCAGAUUGGGUCACAGAUCUGAGAAUCAGGCCGUAGUUUUCUUGGGCGAAUCCGGCUCAGGAAAGUCGACCAUCCGAUCCCAUCUCUUGACCGCGUUCCUUGGCAAGUCGUCUACUCCUCUCUCUACCAAGGUUUCUCUGGCCGCCUACGUCUUCGAUACCUUGACCACGACCAAGACCGCCACUACCCCCACCGCAUCCAAAGCAGGCUUGUUCUACGAGUUGCAAUACGAUACGGCCACCACGACCAACCCCGUGCUCAUUGGUGCCAAGCUUUUGGACCACAGACUCGAGCGCAGCCGUAUCACGGAUAUCCCAACGGGAGAACGCAACUUCCACAUCCUGUACUACCUGAUGGCCGGCACCAGCACGGCGGAGAAAUCUCAUCUCGGUUUCGAGACCCCAGCGGGUGCCGCGUCGAAAAGGUGGAAGUACCUGGGUCACCCCACCCAGCUCAAGGUCGGUAUCAACGAUGCCGAGGGCUUCCAGGUCUUCAAAAAUGCCCUCAAGAAGCUCGAAUUCCCACGUAGUGAGAUUGCCGAGAUUUGCCAGAUCCUCGCCAGCAUUCUGCAUAUCGGCCAGCUUGAGUUCGAGACCACAUCCGAUACGCAGGUCACCGGCGACGACAGUGGCGGCUUCUCCCACGAGGGCGGUCAGACUGUGACGGCUGUCAAGAACAAAGAUGUCCUCGGCAUCGUUGCUGCCUUCCUGGGCGUCGGCACCCAGGACUUGCAAACCACUCUGUCUUACAAGACCAAGAUGAUCCACAAGGAGCGAGUCACCGUCAUGCUGGACCCCGUCGGCGCCCGUUCGCACGCUAACGAACUCGCCCGCACGCUCUACUCCCUCUUGGUUGCCUACAUUGUUGAAUCCAUCAACCAGAGAAUUUGCGCUCCGGAAGAGAGCGUUGCCAACACCAUUUCCAUUAUCGAUUUCCCUGGAUUCGCCCAGCAGGCAGCCACCCAUUCAGCGCUGGACCAGCUGCUCAACAACGCCGCCUGUGAGGCCCUGUACAAUCUGACUCUGCAGAACUUCUUCGACCGUAAGGCCGACAUGCUGGAGAACGAGGAGGUUAGCGUCGCGGCCACGAGCUACUUUGACAACUCGGACGCCGUCCGGGGUCUCCUUAAACCUGGAAACGGCUUGCUCAGCAUCCUGGACGACCAGACCCGGAGAAACCGCAGUGACCUGCAGUUCCUUGAGAGUCUCCGCAAGCGCUUCGAGGGCAAGAACCCAGCCAUCACCCCCGGCUCGGCCAACACUAGACUCCCGGGCAGCAACUUCUACACCGAAAACACGGCUGCACAGUUCACGGUCAAACACUUUGCCGGUGAGGUUGACUACCCCGUCAAGGGUAUCAUUGAGGAGAACGGCGAGGUUAUCUCUGGUGACCUGCUCAACAUGAUCAACUCCACCAAGAGCGAGUUCGUCGCCAGGCUGUUUGGUCAGGAAGCCCUGAAGACUGUGACCCACCCCAAGGAGCGGUCGACCGUCAUGCAAGCCACCAUCAGCUCCAAGCCCACGAGAGCGCCCAGUGUCAUGUCUCGCAAGAACACUAGGACCGCCCGCAACCAGCGUAGGAUCCAGCAGUACCAGCAGCAGGACGAGGCCGCUCAGGACGAGCUCGACAGGCUUAGCGAGGGCAAUUCGCAAUCUGGCAACGGCUCCAAGCUGCAGGCAUCCGAGCAGGGCGCGUCCGGCCAGUUCCUCGCCUCCCUGGACAAUGUCACCAAGUCUGUGGCUGACCCGAGCACCAAUUCUUACUUUGUGUUCUGCCUGAAGCCCAACGACAGACGCAUUGCCAACCAGUUCGACAGCAAGUGCGUACGCACCCAAGUGCAGACCUUUGGUAUCGCCGAGAUCAGUCAGCGCCUGCGUUCGGCCGACUUCAGUCUUUUCCUGCCCUUUGGUGAAUUUUUGGGCCUCGCCGACUCGGAUACGAUUCUCGUCGGUACAGAGCGGGAACGCGUUGAGCUCGUCGUCGAAGACAAGCACUGGCCCAGCAGCGAGGUCAGAAUCGGCUCGACUGGUGUAUUCCUCAGCGAACGGUGCUGGAUGGAGGUCGCCCAGCUGUCCGACGGCGCAUCUGCCACUGGGCGGUACAACCUUCCGUCAGACGCUGGUGACGGCCUCACCCCCCAGGACACCCCCUUCGCCGCCUCCAAGGAGCGCCUGCUUUCCGCCGGCAAUACACCUCCCAUGUACGGCGAGAAGGGCAAGAAUGGCUACUUUGGUCCGGACGGGUCCGACGCUCGCUCGGAAGCUGGUGUUUCGGCGUUUGGUGGUGGCGACAUGUUCAAGAACCUCGACACCAGAGAACAGAUGGCGGAGCGCGGCAAUGAGAAGAGCCUGGAGGAAGUUGAGGAGUUUAAAGACAGUCCAAGUCGUAAGCGCUGGGUCUUCAUGGUCUACCUCAUGACCUGGUUCGUUCCGGACAUUCUCAUCCGCAAGAUGGGCCGCAUGCCUCGCAAGGAUAUCCGGGUGGCGUGGAGAGAGAAGCUGGCCAUCAACAUGAUGAUCUGGCUGUUGUGUCUAUUCGCCGCCUUCUUCAUCGUCGUCUUUCCCAAGGUCAUUUGCCCCACUCAACAUGUCUACAGUGCUGAGGAACUGUCGUCGAAUGAUGGCAAGGACUCCAACUCUGCCUACGUUGCGAUCCGCGGCGUUGUCAUCGACCUCGGUGCGUUUGCUCCUCGGCACUACCCCCCUUACGUCACAGUCAAGCAGCUGAAGAACUACGCCGGCAAGGACAUUAGUACUCUGUUUCCGAUCCAAGUCAGCGCUCUGUGCCAGGGCAAGGAUGGCUCCGUUGACCCUCACGUCACGUUGGACUACCGCAACACCAACCUCACAGGCUCUGCGCAGCUGACAUCGAUUGACUUGAACUUCAAGUACCAUGACUUCCGCUACUUCACCAACGACAGCCGACCGGACUGGUACUACGAGCAAAUGGUAAUGCUCAAAAACUUGUACAAGAAGGGCACCGUGGGCUACUCGGCGCAGUACGUCAAGACGCUCGCCAACAAGCAGCAGAACAUUCUCAUUCUGGGCGGCCGCGUUUACGACAUGACGCAAUACUUGGCCGGUGGUAACAAGAUGCAGGCCAAGGCCGGCGAGUCAGUUCCGGACGAUCAAUCCCUGUCCAGAUUCAUGGACGGAGCGGUCGAGUCUCUGUUCCAGGGCAAGGCGGGUACUGAUAUUACGGAGCUGUGGGACAACAUCUCGAUGGACGCUGCCUUGAAGCAGCGCAUGAAGACAUGUCUCGACAACCUCUUCUACGUUGGCGACGUCGACACGCGUAACUCGGUCCGCUGUCAGUUUGCCGAGUACCUCGUCCUCGCCAUUUCCAUCAUCCUGUGUGCUAUUCUUGGCUUCAAGUUCUUGGCCGCGCUGCAGUUUGGUGGUAAAAACAUGCCAGAGAACCUCGACAAAUUCGUCAUGUGUCAGAUUCCCGCCUACACGGAAGAUGAGGAGUCUCUCCGACGUGCUAUCGACUCCGCCGCCAGGAUGCACUACGACGAUAAGCGCAAGCUGCUCGUUGUUAUCUGCGACGGCAUGAUUAUCGGACAGGGCAACGACAAGCCGACCCCACGUAUCGUGCUCGACAUUCUUGGCGUUUCCGACACUGUCGAUCCUGAGCCUCUCAGCUUCGAAUCACUAGGUGAAGGUCAGAAGCAGCACAACAUGGGCAAGGUGUACUCUGGCCUCUACGAGGUUCAGGGCCACAUUGUACCUUUCCUAGUCGUUGUCAAGAUCGGCAAGCCGUCCGAGGUGUCCCGUCCCGGCAAUCGUGGAAAGCGUGACUCUCAAAUGAUCAUCAUGCGCUUCCUCAACCGCGUACACUAUAACCUGCCCAUGAGCCCGCUUGAGCUCGAGAUCUACCAUCAAAUCCGCAACAUCAUCGGUGUCAAUCCAACCUUUUACGAGUUCAUGUUCCAGAUCGAUGCCGAUACCGUCGUCGGUGCCGAUUCCGCCACCCGCAUGGUGUCCGCAUUCAUCAACGACACCCGCCUUAUCGCCGUGUGUGGUGAGACGGCGUUGACCAACGCCAAGUCCUCGUUCGUCACGAUGAUUCAGGUGUACGAAUACUGGAUUUCCCACAACCUCACCAAGGCCUUCGAGAGUCUGUUUGGUAGUGUGACCUGCUUGCCAGGCUGUUUCUCCAUGUACCGCAUCCGUGCUGCCGAGAGUGGAAAGCCUCUGUUCGUCAGUCGCGAGGUCGUCGAAGCCUACUCGACGAUCCGUGUCGAUACUCUGCACAUGAAGAACUUGCUUCACCUGGGUGAGGAUCGAUACCUGACAACACUGCUCCUCAAGUUCCACAACAAGUACAAGACCAAGUACACCAACAGGGCACACGCCUGGACCAUCGCACCCGACUCGUGGGCCGUCUUCCUUUCGCAGAGACGUCGCUGGAUCAACUCGACUGUUCACAACCUCAUGGAGCUCAUUCCCAUGUCCCAGCUUUGCGGUUUCUGCUGCUUCUCCAUGCGCUUCAUUGUGUUCGUCGACUUGCUGUCCACGCUCGUCCAACCCGUCGUCGUGGCCUACAUCAUCUACCUCAUUGUCAUGGUCGCGCAGAACCCCACCGUUGUUCCCGUCAGUGCCUUCAUCAUGCUCGGUGCCAUUUACGGUUUACAAGCCAUCAUCUUCAUCCUCCGCCGCAAGUGGGAGAUGAUUGGCUGGAUGAUUCUGUACAUCCUGGCCAUUCCCGUCUUCAGUUUCGCUCUGCCUUUGUACUCCUUCUGGCACAUGGAUGAUUUCAACUGGGGUAACACUCGUGUUAUUGCCGGCGAGGCGGGUAAGAAGAUUGUCAUCUCCGACGAGGGCAAGUUCGACCCCUCCGUCAUCCCCAAGAAGAAGUGGGAGGAGUACCAGGCCGAGCUCUGGGAUGCCCAGACGGUCAAGGAGGACGCCCGCUCCGAGGUUUCUGGUUACAGCUACGCCACCAAGGGCCAGAUGCCCGCCUCCGAGUACGGCUACCACAGCCGUCCGGGCUCCAUCGCUGGCGGCUACGCACCCCCGAGGGCACCCGGGAUGGGGUACGACCAACGCAACAUGUCGCGCAUGUCCCUUGCGGCCUCGGAGAUGGGUGGCAACCGUAACAGCCAGUUUGGUGGCUCACAGUUCUUCUCUCCCGAGGACAUGGUCGGCCUGCCCAGCGACGACGCGCUACUGGCCGAGAUCCGCGAGAUUCUGCGCACUGCCGACUUGAUGACGGUGACGAAGAAGGGCAUCAAGCAGGAACUGGAACGACGCUUCGGCGUUCCCCUCGAUGCCAAGCGGCAGUACAUCAACAGCGCAACGGAGGCGCUGCUGUCUGGCCAGUUGUAA